Messenger RNA from Aureobasidium uvarum, 1602 nucleotides. The record is from the annotation of a GenBank genome assembly. Lineage: Eukaryota; Fungi; Ascomycota; Dothideomycetes; Dothideales; Saccotheciaceae.
AUGACCGCCGAACUUGCCUCUUCCAUCUCCAGUGCUUCUGCAUCAAUAUUGAAUCAAGAGACCGUCAAAGAUGAACCACCGCCCAUCGCACCCGCCCCAGGUUCGAACAGUGUUAAUAAUAUCCACACUCUUACCCCAUCAAACGACCCCUUCAACCCAGUGAAGAAUGGCGGAGACAUCGUUGCACAAGCACAGAGUAAUUUUCUGCUACCGAGGAUCAAGUCAAAAGGCAUUUUUGGCAACAAUGGGUCCAAGCCUACCAGUCAGCCGUCGUGGGACACUCCAACAGCCAAUGCCAUGUCUGCAGAUGAGGAUGUUGAGAUGGGAGGCCUGCCACAGGAAGCGGUCAGCGCAGAAGAUCCACCAGCUGCCCCAACACGAAGAUCAAGGACUGCACUCCAGAGACUUGGACUGGAUGCCGGAAAAGACAGUCAAAAGGCUCGCGCUGCAACAGUCAGAGGUCAGACGAAGCCCAGCUCUGAAUCACUGGAUACCGAUGACGCGACGAAUGCCGCGCAGAGCAGGCGUCUACAACACAAACGAACAAUAUCUGGACACAGCGCACAAAUUCCGGAUGCCGAAACGAUAACAUCUGCUCCAAGGAGGAGCAAUCGUUUAUUCAGUCAGAUCACAGGAUCAAAAACAACAAGUCGGGUGCCUGCCGAUAGCAAUACCUUGACAGCAGCUAAGCGCGACGAGGUAAAAAAGGCCAAGGCUACAGGAACGAAGGGCAGAGGACCUGCUCAAGUGGGUCGUGUGGUGAGUGGCAAUCGUAAAGUCAUGCCACCAAACCCGGCGGAGAUAAAAGACAUUCGCGCACCUAGUCGCAAUAGCGCAGCUCCGCCUGUGCCAUUACAAAAGCAGGCUCUCGAAUCAACGGUGGCUGUUGAGAUUGCAUCGACAGAAUCAUUAUUGUCUACCUUGAGGUCAUUAGGAGCGGCUUACUACCUUCUCAGUCGCUACCAAGUAUCAUCUGCGGUUGAUGCUUUCAAAGCUCUCCCUUCAGCGCAUCGAGAAUCACCAUGGGUCCUUGCUCAGCUCGGCAAAGCGUACUACGAAGCGUCAGAAUACUCGUCGGCAGAAACAUGCUUUGCCAAGUUGUUGAAACUACAGCCGACACGGAUCGAAGACAUGGAAGUGUAUUCAACGGUCUUGUGGCAACUGAAAAAGUCAGUGCAGUUGGCAUUCCUGGCGCAUAAUCUGAGAGAUCUUGCAUUCAACUCCCCACAAACUUGGUGCGCGGUUGGCAACGCCUUCUCUCUGAGCAGGGAACAUGAGCAAGCCAUUGCAUGCUUCAAGCGUGCGACACAAGUGGACCCGGAGUUCAGCUAUGCUUGGACACUUAUGGGUCACGAGCUUCUGACCAACGAGGAGUUUGACGCGGCGCUUGCAUCCUUCCGCAAGGGUAUCGGAAGUGAAAGGCGCGGAUUCGGAGCGUGGUAUGGUUUGGGCAAGUGUUAUGAGAGAAUGGGUAAAUGGGAGGAGGCACAGCGGCACUACCGCAUCGCAUUCAGUAUCAAUCCCAGCAACCCUGUCCUAGCGGUCUGCAUANGGAGUGGUGAGUUUGGUAAAGAUCCGAUCCAAAGCACAACAGCUAACUGA